AUGCGAAACACUAAAAUCGAUCUGGACGCCGAGGAAGCAGCGUUUCUGGACCUUGCGGAUUCGAUCGAGCAGGAGUGGCAAUCUCCCAGACAGGCACAUCUGAAAAGACCCUACUCAGCCAAGACAAUUGCCGCGUUGCGAAACACAAUCCCCAUCUCGUACCCAUCGAGCUUGCAAGGCGAUAAGCUUUGGGAUCUCUUGAAUGAACACCUGAAAAAUGGUACCCAUGAGAAGACAUUUGGUACGACCGAACCUACCGUGGUUUCCCAAAUGGUCAAGCAUCAACAGACUGUGUACGUCUCGGGGGCACUUUGCGGUCUCUCGGAAGUUCAGCAUCCGGGCUGCGAUCAUGCAGACUACCCAUGGGACACAGUUCCCAAGGUUGUCGAGAAGAUCUUCAAAGCCCAAUUGUGGCACGACCAGCGCCAGAAGCAGUUCAGAUUACACCACACAAAGGCUGAGCGGGAGAAGCUUGAAGCUUACGACUUCAUGGCGCCCAUCAUUGCCGAUGGCGACAUGGGCUUCGGAGGCCUGACCUCGACGGUCAAGAUGACCAAGUUAUUUGUGGAGGCGGGAGUCGCCAUGAUCCACCUGGAUGAUCUCGCCAUUGGCUUGAAGAAAUUCACGAUUGGCGAGGGCCGAACCGUGGUGCCUACCAGCGAGUAUAUCGCUCGCCUCACGGCCGUUCGCAUGCAAUUCGAUGUCAUGGGUGUCAAUACGUUACUGAUGUGUCGAUGUGAUACAGACCGUUCUCAAUUCAUCACGAGCACAAUUGAUCCGAGGGACCAUGAGUACAUCCUAGGCGCCACCCACGACGUGAAGCCUCUCGUGGAGGCGGUCUCAUCGGGAAUGGCUGAGGGCAAGACGUACAUGCAGGCACGCGAUGAAUGGAAGGCCAGCGCAGGCUUGAUGACCUUUGACGAGGCGGUCAAGGCCAGAUGCAACGAGCAGAAGUACCAGCAGUAUCUGGCAAAGGCUUCCGUGUACGGCACGUCACUCAAGGAUCGACGCCGAUUCGCCAAGGAUGCUGUAGGAGAGGACGUUGUUUUCGACUGGGAGCUGCCGAGGUCCAAAGAGGGCCAGUAUAUGUGGAAGCCAAGCGUCAAGACAAUCGUAGAGCGAGCUGUUGCAGCUGCUCCCUUGGGAGACAUGACUUGGGCAAGAAUGGAUGCGCCAGUCUGGAGGGACAUUCUCGAAUUCCACACGGAAGUUCGUAAGAUCUUUCCUGAUCGGCUCUUUGCCUUCGGAUUCACCGGCAUGUACGACUAUACAAAGGCCGGUUUCACUGAUGAGCAAAUCCGCUCCUUCAGUGACGACAUGGCCAAGCUGGGCAUUGUUUGGCAGGUCCAGCCGAUCUGGGCUGUCGGCGGGCUUAACAUGACGGCUGAGAAAUUCGCAAAGGAGUGGCAGCAAGACGGCAUCGCGGGGUAUAUUGAGAAGAUUUCCAAACCGUCCAGGGCGCCACCCAUUGUGGAUGGAUUCCACAAGCCUAGCUAUGCUGGAUCUUAUCUAGCUGACGCUUUCUUCGCUGCCGUGGCUGGUCAGGAGAUCACGCCGUAG
Molecule: messenger RNA, 1560 nt
Organism: Fusarium vanettenii 77-13-4
Lineage: Eukaryota; Fungi; Ascomycota; Sordariomycetes; Hypocreales; Nectriaceae
Exons: 5
Coding region: 1-1560 (519 amino acids)
Biological process (GO): carboxylic acid metabolic process
Molecular function (GO): isocitrate lyase activity
Source: RefSeq, a predicted model, not a curated record